Messenger RNA from Mytilus californianus (California mussel), 6872 nucleotides. RefSeq lists its product as uncharacterized. The record is from RefSeq and is a predicted model, not a curated record. Gene Ontology annotation, molecular function: AMP kinase activity; ATP binding. Bases 96 to 1328 code for a protein of 410 amino acids. Gene Ontology annotation, cellular component: cytoplasm. Lineage: Eukaryota; Metazoa; Mollusca; Bivalvia; Mytilida; Mytilidae. Gene Ontology annotation, biological process: nucleobase-containing compound metabolic process. The transcript is spliced from 8 exons.
CAUUAUACCCUAGCAGUCGACGCAAGUGACAAGAUAUAUAAUUUUGAUUGCAAUAAUAUACAGAAAGGAAAUGAUACAUAAUACAUCGGACUGACAUGGGAUGUGGCGGGAGUACAGAUAGCCCAAAGGCUGAGCAUGGACAUCGACGUACUUCAAUCUUUGCAAAACCUGUGGUCAAUUUGGAUAUAGGAGAAAAUGUUAAGCUGAAGGAUUCAAAUCCCAGAUUAAUAUUUGUGUUCGGUGGGCCUGGUUCCAAAAAGGGAAAAAUGGUGUACAACAUAGCUCAAGUGUUUGGCUUUAACACUCUUAAUGUGGAAAAUAUAAUAUUGGAAGAACUUGCAAAGAAGCUGGAAGAACCUGAUCCAUCUCGUCUAACAGCACAAGUUCAACAACUUAUUAAAGCACAACCAGAACUUCUCAGACUAGAUGUUGUUUUGAAGUGGGUUGCCAAAGCUUUGAGUGAAAUGAACAAAGACCAGACCAUAUUGGUGGACUGGAUGCCCAAUUUGAAAUAUAUGCAGAUGGUUUCUACAUUCGUAAAAGACUGCCAUCAUGAAUUUAGAUUUUUUGAGGACAAGUAUCCUGUAUCAUUUGCCUUCUACAUGUUAAUAUCCCAAGAAAAGUUUGUAAAGAAAGCUGUAGCUGAAUGUGCAAAACAUCCUACAGCAACCCCAAAAGGCAAGGAAGGAGCUGCUCAAACAGAUGAAGCUGAUGUCACUAGAACUUCUAAAAGAGCAACAUUAUUUACAAAUGCAGUAAAACCAUUUAUUGAUCUGUUUUCCAAAACUGGCAGACUAGCAACAUUAGAUAUGAGUACUGGAAAUGCAGAUGAGUUAUGGGAAAAAGUAGUGGAAUUUUUCUCUGAAUUGAAUAUAAGUUUUACUAGAAAAAUUGACAAUGUCAUCUUAUUCACAUUUACUGAAGCAGACUGUGUAAAGCUUGAGAUAGAUAGAUAUAACAUAGAUAGAAUCUGUAUUAAAGAUUUACCUAUUGACCUCGGUCAGCCUGCAGAAAAGUUGAUAAAAGUAUUUGUUAAAUUAUUAGACACAACAGAUCCCAUAAAGAAAGUAUACAAUAUUGAUUGCUCAGGUACCUGUAUACAAAAAGACAGUUUAACUAAGGAGUAUAAGAAAAAGAUAGUAUUUCAGGACUUUGGUUCAUAUGAACUGACUAAAUUUGUACCGCUGAUUCAUCCUGGAAAGGUGAAACCUACUCAUCUGAAGGCUAUAGCUUCUACAGAAAAUGAACUAUGUCUAUUCCCUGAAGAUACACCCAUCAUUCUAUGUCAUUGGAUUGUCAGUGUGAUGAGAUCUGCAAGAGAUAAAUGAUAGUGUAUUUAAUGGUUUAGUUUUAUCCUUAGAUAGUGGCAAUACUUGGUUAUUGGGAGAGUUUUAUAUCAAAUCAGAAUUACUCUGUAAUGCAAAUUUUUAAUAGUAAGCUAUUUUUUUCUAUAGAAAUCCUAACAUGUAGAAACUGAGACUUUUAUAAGAAUUUGAAGUAUAAAUUUUUAGAUUAGAAUUUAUAUUGUACAAGUUUAAAACAUAAAUUGAUGUGUGUAAUAUUAUGGUCAUGUGAAGAAAUAGUAGUCUAUUAAUGGAAUAAGCUGAAGUAUAUUAUGUUGAGUAAUAUAUUGUCUAUGCAGGUGUUUUUAUUACUUUCAUUAUUGUCAAUUUUUAGUAACAAGCUUAUUUAAGAUUAAAUUGCACAGUUGGAAAGUGAGCUAAGUUACUCUUAUGUCUCAAAAUUGAAAAAAUGCCAUGCAAUUGUCUCAAUUAUUUCAUUUUCAAUAAUCAAACAAGCUGAAGAUAUUUUGUUGUAUCCUUUUAAGUUUAUAACACCUAUGUUCCUACAUUCUUAAAAUUGGAAUUAGGUAUAAGAAAGGAAGAGAAUGUUGGAGACAAAUUAGUAUAAUAACUGAUGAACUAAUUGGGGCAUUGUACAUUUGUUAAGUUUUCUUUAGUUUUUGUAGAUAAUAACUAUUGUCACCCAUAAUUUGUUAAAUUGGAAAAAUUUGUAUCACCAAACAAUGUGUGGUAUGAUUGUUCUUAGCUCUUCAGUGUUUGAAAACUCAGUUUGAUUUUAUAUUCCUUAGUUUUUCAACUUUGAAUGACCAAAAAGUGACCAUGAUUGCAGAUUGAGUUCUUCAACUCUUAUUAAAAAGUCAUAGCACAUUACUGACCUACUUAUUUUCCAGAAGUAAUGUUAUAUUCUUACUACUCCUGGUCUGUAUAAAUGGCAGCCAACUUUUUGGUUUUGUCACUUGUUUUUUCUGUUGAUGGCCAGUUACAUUUGAAAAAUGAAGUUUUUUCUGUUGAUGGCCAGUUACAUUUGAAAAAGGAAGUUUUUUCUGUUGAUGGCCAGUUACAUUUGAAAAAGGAACAUGGUAUUGAUUUAAGCUUAUUUAGCCCAGUCACAUUUGAUUGUUUAAGAUUAAAGCCAGAUAUAUGAUAUUCUUGAUUAUUUUUUAUUUGUUUUAUUAUUAUUGAUUUUGUAUUUGGUAUUUGAUAUAUUUCUUUUGCUUGUUUUGCUGUAAUUUUUAUGCAUUCUUCUUCAGGGUUUGGUAUAUUUUAGUUCAUUCUCAUUUGUUGAAGAACAUUCAGAUGGCUUCAUUGAUUUAUUUGUUUUGGCUCUGUGUAUAUGGGAUAUUUUUGUGUUUACAUCUACGCAAAACUUUUUGAUAUCCAUACUCAAGAGGUCAAGAAAGAGGAAAAUAAGAUUCAACACAUUGUAGAGAAAGGAUAUUAAUCUUUUUCCACAUCUAGUGCUAAAAUUUACAGAGAAACAAUUGAAGUUUACUCCACAACUCGUUUUAUAUAUAUUAAACAUAACAUCAUAUACAAAAACACAGUUUUUUAAAUUUUCAAGUAUUUGAUUAUGAGACUAUUCAGAAUUAAUUUAUAACUGUUAGUUAAAUAAUUUAUAUGAGCGAACCUGUGAAUGGAAAUUCACAUUUUUUAGUCAUUGUUAGAUAUUUAAAAAGAAAUAUAUGUUCCUGCAUAUUUUAGCAGAGAUACAUGUCUGUUGAUUUUUAAAAUUAAUUUUCUGAUUAAUGCAUUUUUUUUUCCAAUUUCUUUAUUUUGCAUUAAUAAAACCAUGUGAUAAACAUCUCACUGAAAUUAAGUGUGUGAUACUAAUAUUGGUCUCAAUCAUUUAACUGUUUAGUUGUUUUUUGUGUAGUACUUAAACUUAUUGUACUUUUCCUCCUCUGAUAUUUUUGUGAUUAUUGUAUGGGAUCUUGUUUGAUUCUUUUUAUUACAAAAAUUGCAUGGAUCAUGGUGCUCAUAUUAAAUUUUUGCGCCAUUUCUCAAAUGUUUUUGUUUCUUUUGACAGAAAAAAUAUUUCACCAGAACUUGUUUACUUUUAUCUUAUCAUGUGCAUAAGUUGUUGUUAACAUCUUAGUCAUUAGUUCUUUUGUGGAUUAUUGUCUCACAAUCAUACCACAUCUCCUAAUUUUUAUAUUUUAAUUUGAUUUUUCAUUUUAAAGGUAUUGAUUUUUUCACACUGUAUAUUGUGUUUCAAUCAGCAUUAAUUCAAACACUCCAUUUUUACCUCUGAACUAUAUCACAGAUUGUUAUUAAAGUAUAUUAUGGGGAUUAAUUUGCACACAUUGCACGACUGCUGAAUCAGUGGAAAAAAGUUGAUGAAACUUUUCUGACAGUAGAUUAUUGUGUUUCUCCUCUUGUUUGCUUAAAUAUAAGUUUUUUUUAUUUUUUUCUCAUAGCAAAGCAGAUUUUGUAAGGAAGGGUUAUUAAUCUUGCUUACAGUACAUUUUGUUUGAACAUACUAAUGUCUAUUAACAAUUUUAAAUAUUUAGGACCACUGCACCAUACCAUGAUGAUUAUUGGUUUAAUUAUAUUUCACCUUAUUUUUUUGCAAUAUUUAAUGAUAUUCUUUACUGUGGCCUUAUUGGUUAUUUUUUAUAUUGUUGUGUUAUUUUUAUUAUUUGUUAUCUCUAAUUUUUCUCUAAUUUCUAGUCAUUCUGGCAUUUAAUUUUGCAUACAUUUCAUCCGUCCAUUUUAUUUUAGAUAAAUAUGCUAGUAUUUUUUGUUAACAAAAAUGUGUAACAACAAUCUUCACUAAUUGAGGAGAGCUUCUAACCCUUUUGGAGCACCAGAGUAAUGACCUAUAAUAAUUUGAUUUGGUUUGAGUUGAUCAAUCAGUUGUUUGUCUUUUUUCUUUGACUAUAAAGCUGUCAUCUAUUACUUCCAAUUGAUCAAGAUUAAGUUAUCAAAAAGCAUUAGUGUGCACUAUCUGUCAGAUUAUUGCUUUGCAAUGUCAAAAUGCCAUAAGGGCUUUGUAAGCUUUUACCAACUCUAAGAAAACCAAUCUGUAUUGCCACUUGGCUAAUUAAAUUUAAAUUUUAUAGCUCUCUUAAUUGAUUUAGAUAAUAUGAACCUCCAAAGUACAAAAAUCUAGCAUGUUUUGAGUGAAAACAAUUUCUCCCCAGCUUCCAUAAUUUGUCAACAGUAGAUAGGGCAAUAUAAAGGUGUGGCCUGUUGAUUUUGUUCUCUUUAAGCAUUAUAUUUUAACAUUGAUGUUACUAAAUGUUAAAGUAUUGGAAUAUUUUUUUAUAUUUACAGGAAACAUUUAUUUACCAUUUUGGGACCAAUCAUCUUAUUUCUUUAUGCAUCUUCAUUGUUGUAAUUUCAUCAUUUUAAUGCAGGAAUAUGUAUUUGUUGAAAUGUAAUGCUCAUCUGUUCCUUAAAGCCCUGUCAAUUAUUUGACGGAAGGCCAAUAGUAAUCAGCUUGUCUGUCUGUCCUUCUGUGAUCACAAAUCAUUUGGAGUUUGGUAAAGGCACUUGGCUUGAUUAUUCAACACUACUCAAGAUGAGUUGCAAGGAAGGAAAAAACUUCAUUGAUAUUGAAAUUCAUGAUAAAAAGUUAGCCACUCAUGUGUCUAGGUACAAAAAUUAUUUCCCCUCUCCUACUUAAAAGCCUUCUUGGAGUUGGUUAAUGAAUCUUUGUAUGUUUUUCAUUACUAGUAAAUGUAGUAGAUGGUGUGUUACAUGUAAGGACAAACAUAGUAAGUUGAAAGUCAUGGUAAAAUACUUAGUUCAACUUAGCUACCCCUGUGUAUAUGAACAAAAAUCACUUCCAUUCUAUAACUUUAAAACCCUUGCAGUUUGGGGAUGAAUUAUUGAUCUAUCAAUUAGAUUACUGCUUCCCAGAUUGCAGAUUAAUGCUAUGUUCAAAUGGAAUAGUGCUGAUUUUGAAACUGCAUCACAAUUUACAGACUUAAUUACAUUGGAGUGGAUGGGACCCAAGGAAGGCACAUUGACAUUUCAUCUAUGGGUAUGUGUUUUUGUACAAUAAAACUGUAAAAGAAAUUUUAAAUUGCUUUUAUAGAUGGGUUAUCCCAUUUUUAAAGCACCUUCCCUGGGUAUCAUCCUCUCCAUGUUUUAAUGGAAUAGCCCUAAGGUUAUUUUCAAAUAAUCAAUUAAGGCUUAUAAAACAUACUAUUUCUCUUUUAAAUCCAUAACCUUAUUUACAGUUGCUCUGUCUGCUGUCAGUUUUCUUUUGAUGUUCAAAUUUUACCUGCAAUUUGAGAUUUCUUAUACCUAUUUCAUUAUUAGAAAAAAAUGUGAUAAAAUAUUGAAUUCCAUGAAUGUAAUUUUAAUGUUUGGGUUGAUACUAUGAAUUUUAUGAAUUAGUUUAGAGUGGCAUUGCCACUUGUGUUUUAGAUUAUUAAAUUUUUUGUCGUUAUGAGAUAUCACCAUAGAAUAUAUUUUUAUGCUCCACCUAGGGGCAUUAUGUGUUUCGGUCUGUGCAUCUGUUCGUUCGUUAGUUCGUCUGUCUGUCCGUCCGUCUGUCCUGCUUCAGGUUAAAGUUUUUGGUCAAGGUAGUUUUUGAUGAAGUUGAAGUCCAAUCAACUUGAAACUUAGUACACAUGUUCCCUAUGAUAUGAUCUUUUUAAUUUUAAUGCCAAAUUAGCGUUUUGACCCCAAUUUUAUGGUCCACUAAACAUAGAAAAUGAUAGUGCGAGUGGGGCAUCUGUGUACUAUGGACACAUUCUUGUUAUUUUGUAAAUUGAUUAUUCUUCAUUCUUAAAAAGGUUGUUUCAAAAUAAUUGUAGGUCUUGUUUUAACUUUCAUAUAUAUAGAUAGGUUUAAAGUUAAAAGUAUGUGUUAUUCAUAGAUUGUAUCUCUGUAGAAAACUCACAUGUUUUUUUUUUCUUUUUUCGCAAAAGUUAUAAUGUGUUCAUGUAAUUUAUGUAGCUUUGACAUUCCAAAUAAUAAUAGGAUAUUUUUUUUAAAUUUUUUUUUAUGAAGAUUGGAAUAUAAAUAGCUUAAGAACUAAAUUGUUCCUGGUGGUUUUUUUUCCACAAUAUUUUCAGUCAUACUUUUCUACAUAUUUAGAUUCUAUAGUUCAUGAAUGGUGAGAUUAAAUGUUACAAGUUUGAAUUUUGUUCUUGUAACAGACUAAAAGUAAAAUCAUGAUUGACUCUUCAAGUUGAGGGCAUUUCAUCAAAAUAAAUUAGUUUGUUAUAAUAAAGAUAAAGAACUUACUGCAUUUUUGGUUUGCAUUGUGAUUAUGGACAGAAUGACCAGCUUAUUUCUCAGAAUGUUAUUAAGAUUAAUACGAAUAUUAAGCAGCUAAUUUGAUGGGCUUGAAAACUGAAGUUAUCCAUGCAAUUAAAAAUCAAACGUGCUAUAUUAUAUUGCAUUUUGAAAUGUAGUUCUUGUAUAUUUUAUGGUACAGUUUUCUGAUUUUAUAUUGUUUUAAUACUCAAAAGUUCCAGAAAUAAUCCUAUUGCAGUGCAUAAUAUUUAUGUAACAUGCCCUAUGAAUCUGACCAACUCAUUAGAAACUGUAUCUUAUUUAUUGUUAUUUUUACAGUAGUUGUUAUACAAUUUAAAUAAAUCUUGAAGUUUA